CCAGUUCCAAGAUGGCGAAGAGGAAGUAAAAAGUACCGGAAAGUCGGUUCCAAAAGUUGAAGGAAGUUUUCUGGGGACAUCCAUGAAGAAAGUGUUCCUAUAAUGCUGAUGUAGCUGAAACCUGUGUGAGUCAUGGCUGACGGCCAGGGGGCGGCUGGAUGCUCAGGUGAAACUGCAGAGUCCAGCUCAGUUCUCCUGGUGAGUGGCCAGUAUGCCACAUCUGAGGACUGCAGUUCCCCCGUCAGCCGACAGGUGGCCCAGACCCUAAGAGGAGCAGGGUGGAAAGUUUACAGUACUGUUUUGGAAGAUACAGAGGAGGACAGAAAGUGUGCUGAGGCUGAUGGAGUGGAGCUCAUCCUCCCAACCCGCAGUCAGGGAGACACAAGGGAACCCUGUCUGGAUUGGCUGACCUUUGACCAUGUGGAUCGCUACCCCAAUGACAGACUUCCACAGGAUGUAGGGUGGAUUGUGGGUCAUGCUGGGGUCACCAGCAGAGCAGCAGCAACUAUCAAGGAACAGCGUUUCCCCCAAGCAAGCCUCAGUCUUGUCACCCAGGCUAUACCUGAAGACACAGAGAAGUACAAGGAAGAUGAGAAGGCCAUGGGCAUCGGUGAGAAGGAAGACUCCAUCAGACAAGAUGCAGAGAAGGCAGAUACUGUGUUCUCUGUGGGACACAGAGCACACGACCACUUUACAAUCUCAUUUUGUGCAAUUCCUGAUGAAGACAAGAAGCCAGCUCACUACCUCUUCCUGCCCAAACCAUCAGACUUGUUCCUGAACACUACAGUUAAGCAUGUGAAAACCAGUCAGAAAGUUGUCCUAUUAAUUGGUAGGGUGACCACAGAUGAGAGGGUGAAAGGCUUUGACUUGGCAGCUAAGGUCUUGUCAAAAGUGGUAGAAAAGAAUCAGGACAGAAUCAAGUUGCGGAUUUGUGGUGUCAGUGAAGAGGAGUAUCAGGCCAGUAUGGACAUUCUCCAAACCAGCAUCAACUCAGGAAAACUGAUCCCCACCCUUCUCCCACACGGCACCCAGGAAGACGUCUGCCGAGACAUGAAGCAGGCCCACCUGGUUCUCAUGCCCUCCCGUGCAGAACCCUUCGGACUGGUCGGUCUGGAGGCCAUGGCGGCCGGCGUACCGGUCCUCAUAUCUGACCAAUCAGGACUGGCGGACUUGGUCAAGAAGGUUAUACCAGAAUUCCACCACUCUGUUCUCAGAAUCACGGGUGACGAUUCUGUAGAUGUCGGACGUUGGGCAGAUCAGAUUGCGGAUGUUCUGCGGAUGUCAGAAGCCGAGUUCCGUCGGGCUGCAGAACUCAAGAAGAAACUCCUGGAGUCCAAAUACUGGGAAGAGUCUCAUCAGCAAUUCCUUCAGGCAUUUGGAUGUGCAGGUCACGUUUCUGAAGUCCAGAAGGGAAAGAGCGGUGCAACUCUUACCGGGGAAACAGCCACUGAUGGAGGGUCAAGGAAUCCCUCGGAACCAGGUUCACCCCGAGCCUCUAGCAGCCAGCUGAAGAGGAAGAGAAAGAGGAAAAGGCAGCUUCCAGUGAAGAAGAAAGCAACUCCUUCUAGACAGUCAGAUUUGUUCCAGAAGUCUGUCAAGAGGCGCUAUGAGUUGAAACUGACUCACUUCAAGCCUCUGAUCUGGAAUGACAACUUCACACUUAGCCUCACUGACAUCUUCACCCAGUUAGAGAUGAUACCAACAAGUGAAAAACAACUCAAAAUGCCCAGACCCAAAGACUUUUCCUGGUUAUUAUCAGAGCAAGGACAACAAAGAAAAGAGCUUAAGUCAUUAGACGACUUGUUCAAGCCAGAUGUCACAGGACUGUCUACAGCACCAAGGUGCAUUCUGAUUGAGGGUGAAGCUGGAGGGGGGAAGACAACGUUUCUGUCCAAAGAAGCCCUAGAUGCCGUCUCACAGAAAACAGAGCUGGGCAGACGGCACGACAUCGUCCUGUUGAUCCGACUCCGGGAGGUGAGAGAGGGGGAGACCAUAGAGGAGAUGGUGUGGGACCAGUGUGUUGAUGAAACAACUGAAGGUAUUGAAGCACAGUCCAUUAGAACAAUCCUACAGAGGAACAAGUCCCGUGUGCUCUUCCUCCUAGAUGGGUAUGAUGAGCUGCGGCCUGAGGCCAGGGCAGUCGGGCAGGCCAUUCCCAAACUGCUGUCUGGCAAGAUGUACCCCAACAGCACGAUUGUGAUCACCUCCCGACCCUCAGCAGGAGUGCAGCAGUACACCCGGCCAGACUGUCACGUACACAUCAUGGGCUUCUCACCUAAGCAUAUGGUGGAAUAUGUGCGGGAAUAUUUCAUCAUUACAAAAAAUCCGGAGGUGGGAGAGGAGUUUAUUAGGCAAUAUUUCAUAAUGCUAGGUGCUGAUCACGUAUUUCUUAAAAACCAGGAACCCUUAGGCAGCCUCAUCCAAAUCCCAAUGUUCCUGAUGUUUGUGUGUCUGCUGUGGGAGGAGGACCAAGAGAUAGUGUCUACUGGAACAAUGAUGGGGCUGUAUGACAACCUGCUGACAUGUCUGGUCAGAAAGUGCUGUAAGCGGGAAGGAGUGGACAUGCCAACAGAAGGGCUGCCUACAGAGGUUGCUGAGUCAUUACUGCAGCUCGGCAAGCUUGCACUAGAGGCAUUGCUGAGGAAUGAGACCCUGCUUGACCUUACAGAAGUAAAGAGACAAAAGGUUAAUUGGGAGUUACUGUUAAAGCUGGGUGUGGUCUCCUUGGAGGUUUCUUCCUCAAAAUUGCAUCCUAGGAAACAGCUGAACUUUUCACACAAGACCAUGCAAGAGUUCCUGGCCGGACGAUAUGUAGCUCAUGCUCAAGUGAACCAAGACAUUGUUGAGCUGCUGCAGCUCACCUCCAUAAGCAAGGCACUUGAACUCAGUAACCUGCUUCAGUUCACAUGUGGCUGUGACUCACAGGCAGCACAAGCUGUGAUGGAGGAACUAAUCAAGCUCAGCAGCAAGGAGUUUUCACAUUUACGACCAGGUGACUUUCAGGAGGAUUUCCACCUACCUGUAAAGCCAAAUGUGAAGACAUCCAUUGAAACUUACAAGAGGUUCAUGUUGCUGUGCCUGAAUAUCCUGAAUGAGAGAAAGGAGCUGGGUGUACUGCAGGCUGUCAGCAGAGCCCUGCCAGUUAUCAUUUUGGACCUUGACAAUCGCAAUAAACAACAUGCUGCUCUGCAGUAUUACUUAGAAAACAUCCAGUCAUCACAUCUCCCUGGUAGAAUGAUACUAGAAUCAUCUCUUGUUGAUACAUCAGAAGCUCUUCAGGGCCUGGAACAGAUUUUCACCUCACGUGUUCCCGGCCUGCAGUUAGACCUAAGACUGUACAAUGUAGCAUGUCAGUUUUUUAAUUUUAACUCACCUGAUCUGACAGCCAGGCUGGUUUCAGUUCUGAAGAAUGUUCCCUGUCUGAGGGCACUGGAUAUGUCAGGCACGGACCUAACACCAUCAUCACUCCAGCCACUUGUGCAGGGGUUCAGACACAUGUCUCUGUUAGAGGAGCUGGAUCUUUCUGAGAACCGUGACCUUGGUGAUGCUGGGAUGGAAGUCCUACAGGUUGGGCUGUCCAGAGUUCCACACCUGGCUGUACUCCGUCUUAGGGUAGUCAGCAUGACAGCUGUGGGCAUGUCAUCCCUGGCUCCCUACAUGCACCACCUAGUGGGACUGAGAGAACUGGAUAUAAGUUAUAAUAAGAUUGGUGACACUGGGCUGGAAUCUCUCACCACCGUCCUCCACACCUUCACUGCCAUGCAGGUGUUGGGCCUGUGUGCCACCGGUAUCAGUCCCACAGGCAUGCACACACUGGUCCCUGCACUGUGUAAGUUAACCAGACUGAUCAAACUGGACAUUAAUGAUAAUGCCAUAGGAGACCCCGGGCUGGAAUGCCUGGCUGCUAUCCUCCACCACCUCACAGCCAUGAAGGUGUUGGUUCUCAGUGUGACAGAUAUCAGUGACAAGGGAAUAUCAUCCCUGAUCAAAGCUCUGCCUCACCUGGUGCAAUUACAGGUGUUGGAUGUGAGGUGGAAUAACAUAGGAGACUCAGGGAUUGUCUCACUGGUGCAAACACUCUGCCAGCCCAGCAGUUUGGACAUGGAACAAAACCCACCUGGUGACAAGAGUCUGACCACACUACAGGAGCUGCACAUCGGGGGGAAUGAGGGAGUAACAGGAGCCGGACUGGGGAGGGUCGCACAGGUCAUCAGCACACUGCCGGCACUGACCAGGCUUGACAUGUCUGGUCACCGGGACACACCUGCACACCUGUCUGACACCGCUGCCAUGGAUCUGGCCGAGGCUCUACCCAGACUCCCUGCCCUGGAGCAGCUGGACCUGUGCAACAUCUCCAUGGAGCCUGCAGGGUUCCAGGCUGUGGUGCAGGCUGCUGAGGAACACCCAACCAUGGGGAGGCUGAUGUGA
Branchiostoma belcheri (Belcher's lancelet) is the source of this 4428-nucleotide messenger RNA. RefSeq names its product NACHT, LRR and PYD domains-containing protein 3-like. The record is from RefSeq and is a predicted model, not a curated record. The transcript has 5 exons. Bases 133 to 4428 code for a protein of 1431 amino acids. NCBI's taxonomy places the organism in Eukaryota, Metazoa, Chordata, Leptocardii, Amphioxiformes, Branchiostomatidae. Gene Ontology annotation, molecular function: protein binding.